Molecule: messenger RNA, 1440 nt
Organism: Colletotrichum chrysophilum
Lineage: Eukaryota; Fungi; Ascomycota; Sordariomycetes; Glomerellales; Glomerellaceae
Exons: 3
Coding region: 1-1440 (479 amino acids)
Biological process (GO): proton transmembrane transport
Cellular component (GO): vacuolar proton-transporting V-type ATPase, V1 domain; fungal-type vacuole membrane
Molecular function (GO): proton-transporting ATPase activity, rotational mechanism
Source: RefSeq, a predicted model, not a curated record
AUGUCGCUCGAUCCUCCCACGUACCUGGCCUCGCUGCAAAGCAACAUUCGCCAGCGGCCAAUCCCCUGGGAUGGCGCUGUUAGGGCAGGCACCAUCACCGAGGACCACCUGGCCCGCAUCCGCGCCGUCGACAAGGCGAAGAAGCCCGAGGCAAGGAAGGACAUUGUAGAAGGCGAUCUCGAUGGCUACCGCUCACUCUUUGUUGGGGAGCCCGGCAAGCCCAGCGUGCUGGAGUCUGCUGGAAAGCAGGCGAACGUCGUUCAAUUCGUCCUCGUCCUGCUAGCCGACCUUUUGCCUAGCGUACCGUCACUCGCAAAGGCUCUUAUUAAGAAUACAGACCCCUACAAACACUUUCUACCGUUGCUCGCGCACUCCAACAAUACCGAGGACCCGAUCCCGUUGCUCACGUCGACUGCUCUGACCAAGCUGAUGUCUCUCGCGCUCGACGAAUCCCAGGCGACACGCAACGCCAUUCCCGUCCUGCUCACAUAUCUCUCGGGCCUUGCCAAGAGUUCCGAUGCGGGUCUUCAAGAUAUCGCAGUCCAGGAGUAUUCCUCGCUACUUUUCGGACAUGUGUCGCGGCAACAGUUCUGGAACCAAAGAAGCGAGACAAUUUCUCCUCUGAUCGACAUCCUUAAGACUGCUGCGGGCAUUGGAAGCAACGGCAGUUCUUCCGCAAGCAUAUGGAGUGGCAAUGCUCCUUCGAGAUCCACCGGCUUUGAGGGUUCGCUCGGUGGCGGAGUUGGGCUUCAGCUAUUAUAUCAUGUUCUGUUGGUUGUCUGGCAACUGAGCUUUGAGGCUGAGGACAUUGGUGACGACCUGAACGACGAGUACGACAUCGUCUUGUUGUACACUCAGCUUCUUCGCCUGUCUCCGAAGGAGAAGACAACACGUUUGAUUGUGUCGACCCUUUACAAUUUGCUCGAAAAGAACCAGAAAUCACUCCUCCCUACCGCAGUGCUUGCAAGGCUGCCUGCACUCCUCGAUAAUCUCAGCGGCCGUCACUUGACCGACCCCGACCUCUUGGAAGAUCUCCAAAAAUUAAAGGAGCUUCUUGAGGAGUAUACCAAGACGAAGACUACCUUUGACGAAUACGUUGCAGAAGUUGAAUCUGGCCAUCUUCGGUGGUCCCCGCCUCACAGAAGCCAGGUUUUCUGGACCGAGAAUGCGCGCAAGAUUCUCGAGCAUGAGAACGGGCAAGUCCCCCGCAAACUUGCCGAUAUCAUGAAGAGGCCAUGGGACAACGACAAGCAGGUGUUGGCCAUUGCUUGCAAUGAUGUCGGAGCUUUGGUCAAGGAGGUUCCGGAAAAGAGGUACCAGCUGGAGAAGCUCGGCCUGAAGACCAGGGUCAUGGAGCUCAUGGGGGACGCAGACGAACACGUUCGGUGGGAGAGCUUGAAGGCGUUGGGAGGCUGGUUGAAGUACAGCUUUGACGGCUAA